This is a messenger RNA of Aspergillus saccharolyticus JOP 1030-1, 315 nucleotides long. RefSeq lists its product as uncharacterized. The transcript has a single exon. The record is from RefSeq and is a predicted model, not a curated record. The coding region runs from base 41 to 256 and encodes 71 amino acids. NCBI's taxonomy places the organism in Eukaryota, Fungi, Ascomycota, Eurotiomycetes, Eurotiales, Aspergillaceae.
CCCUUGCAGAUUUGGUAGGGUGGGGGGGUUUAUAUACUGUAUGUCGUCAUCGCACGUUUUCACUUCUUGGUGUGGAGAUGAUGGGGUUGGUACUGGUAUGCACUCUGUACACAGUAUGAUGUUCGUGGCGCUGAAGAAUGUACGAUCUUGUUUGGUGAUAUGCAUGAGUGUGCAUGUGUGCAUUAGUGCCAAGUCGUUUCUUCUUUUUCUCUUCCUGUGUUCUGACCCUCACGCGCUUCCAUCACUCUCUGUUUAGACUUUGUUAGGUUUGGGAGAUUAUAUUAGAUAUAUGAUCGGGCAAUGAAGGCUAUUCCG